AUGGCGGAUAUUGCAAGCCUCAACCGGCACCUUGCUUCGUUGCAGGCAAGCCCGACCACCAUUGACCUGCUUCGAGACCUGCAUACGCAAGCGCUCACCGAGCCCCCAUACGUCAGUACGGACAAUCAACCCGUCUCUGUCGCCCUUGACAGAUUUGUUGCUCUUGAGCCGGACAAAUGCGCUCUUGUUUACUUGCUGUUGCGUGCAGCCGGCGCGAGAUACGUUGUCGAAGCCGGGACCUCCUUUGGCGUUAGCACGAUUUGGCUUGCUCUUGCCGUCGGGCAGAAUGCGGGACUCCAAAACUCCGAUGGCAUUGUCAUCGCCACAGAGAACGAGCCAACCAAGGCUAGCAGAGCCCGAGAGCACUGGAAGCGGGCCGGGAGAGAUGUUGAGAAGUGGAUUCGUUUGAAAGAGGGGGAUUUGCGGGAAACACUCAAGACAGAUGUUCCUGAACAGAUUGACUUUCUGCUUCUGGAUAUCUGGUCAGCUUUGGCUCUUCCCACGUUGAAGGUUAUCAAGACUCGAUUGAAGCCUGGGGCAUUGAUUGUGGCAGACAAUGUUGUCUCUAGCAAGGAUGGAUACGCGGAUCUCAUUGCGUACCUGGAUGACCCCAGGAACCGAUUCAAGACUACUACUGCGCCAUACUCUGGCGGGCUCUUGGUAGCAGUAUAUACCGGCAAUUAG
This is a messenger RNA of Colletotrichum siamense, 684 nucleotides long. RefSeq lists its product as uncharacterized. The transcript has 2 exons. Bases 1 to 684 code for a protein of 227 amino acids. Lineage: Eukaryota; Fungi; Ascomycota; Sordariomycetes; Glomerellales; Glomerellaceae. Gene Ontology annotation, molecular function: O-methyltransferase activity. The record is from RefSeq and is a predicted model, not a curated record.